UUCCACGCGGCGCCGCGCGAUAGAGCUGUCAGCAGAGCGGCGGUCUCGUGAGAGAGAGAGAGUGCUUUUCUCUCCCGCUCUUCUCUCGUUUCCCGAGAGAAGUGCACGUCCGAAGAACGCGCGUCCGAAAGUUUCCCUCGGACGUGAGAAGAAAGACGGAAGACACACACACCGAGGGUGUGAGGGCGUCCGACAAAAAUCCGAUACAACGAAGAUCUGAAUCUGCCCACGACGAGUCGAGGAGAGAGAAAUCGUGCCAAGUUCCGGUAUACCACGUUCUUCCCUACGUUCUUCGCAUCGAAUCCAUAUCCGACGUUAUCCUCCAAAACUCAUUCGCCGGAUUCCGAGGAUAACGCUCGCUCGAGGAGUCUACCGACUGUGAUUUCAACGCGUGACGCCACUGCCAAAGAGAGGGACACAAACAAACUCACGCGUCGAUCGCGAAACUUGUGUGUCUUCGUUUUUUUGCUUCUUCCGCCUUCCGAUCUUUCACAGAUGACGAGUGUCUUCCACGUUGUGUAGUAUCAGAAGCAUAUACAUUGUUACGAUUCUUUCGAGUCUUCCGCGAGUCUUCGACGUCCCUUUUUGACCAAAUCGAACAAGAAAUCGUCUUUUUGAUGUAAAUUUUCUUCUUCGAAAAAAAAAAAAGAAAAAACAUACAUUGUCUGGCACGAAGAAGAAGAAGAAGCAAGAGAAAACUAUCGAUCACGUUCUUCCGUCGAUCAAGGCGCUACGUACAUCGAAUCCUUCGAGAGUGUUUUCUUGAUCGAGUCGUGAACGUGAUUCGUUGACUAUAUUAUCUUAAUCUGGACUGCGGCCAGAGGCGUUGCGCAUUGCAUCAAGGAGUAUUGUACAUCUAUCACCACCACCACCACCACUACCACCACCACCACCAUCACCACCACCACCACCACCAUCGGAACAUACUCGAGGCAUCGUGGUAUCAUCUGCGCGUUCAUUCCCGGUUCGAGCAGCCACCUGUUCGAACGUUUUGUGCGACCGAUUGUUUUUUUUUCGCUCGCCGCGGGAUACGGCAGGACGACGCCGUGACAACCGUUGGAAGGUUGCGCAUCAUCAUCGGUCCGUCCGCGUGUGAUGCGGUGCACGCAGCAAAUCCGUUGCUGCUGCUAUCGUCUCGCGUCAUUUUGCGCGAUCGCCUCGUCGCAAUAACGGCGAAGAUGUUAGGAAAGGUGCCGCCGUCGAACACGCCGGGUCCGCCUAAUAAUAACGACGGCCAGGUGUCGGCCAAAUCGUGCGCCAACAGGUUAACAACAACAACGACGACGACGACGACGACGACGACGACGACGACGACGACGGGCACGACGUCGUGUCUGCCGUCUUGUUUCUCGACAGACGAAACGUCGACGGUGAGCGCCGACGACAAGGCAAGAUCUUGGCGUUCGACGAAGACGGACAACGUAAACGACGAAUCCGCCGUGGUGGUUUCCGAAGCUCCUUGCAAUUCUCUACAAUCACACACCGCUAAUCUAACGAGCGCGGUGUCAAUGAUAGAACUUCUCAAACCCUGCAGGACCGACGCGACGAUCUGUGCCGCUUCCGUCUGUUCCAAGAUCCCGGCAAAAAGUUCUUCCAAGGAAUCGUUGUCGCACGUCAUUGACAGAAAUCAUGUCGGCAUUACGCAGAAGUGUGGCUCCGGUCAGAACUGCUCGAAUUUCCACAAAACAUCUGGUAGGUCGCGAAGACCGCAGUCCGGUUCGGUCGCCGGAAGUCUCAACGUCGAGUCGUGCACGAGAGACUGUACAAAAAUCUCGAAGAAGAUUGUCGUCGCCGGUCGGGAAACUGCGAACGGCAAGGAUCAUCAGACCGGCAGUCUGUGUAAAAUUGUGUGCAACGAGCAGCAGUCCAAGGAGUACGACGUUUCAAGUACGGUCUCCUCAAAGUUAUCUUCCACGAAGUCUUCCGAGAUAAUUCACCACCAACCACCGUCAUUGCCGGUCGGAAAGAAAUCCGGCAACGAGGACCUUUUGGUGAACACGUGCGCGAGUUUUCCCACGGCGAACAACAACAACGUCCCGGCUGUGAACGAUCUGGUUUACGUGCAUCAGAAGUCGAGGACAGUUGACGCCAAGGACGGCGGCGCCGGUGAUUCCACCGCUUGCGAGGAUCACGUUUCCUGCGUCGGCGAUUUCGUCACCUCGUCUCUGUCCAAGGAUUGGACGAUGAGAAGAAUGAGCAGCGACGCGCUGCAGAACUGCAUGUCCUGUCUGCCGCAGGACUUGCCCACGGAACUGCAACAGUCCUUAUCGUCGCCGCGAAGCUACAAGGAGCUCAAGGAGAAGUGCCGUGAUACGUGGCGACCCACGGAGAUGGCGGAAAGCGGCGCGGUGUACGGACUGUGUUCGUCGGUUGAGACGUUUCAGGAUUCGGCCUCGAGAAGACGCACCGGCGCGUCCUGUCAGGCUCUCAGGCACGCCGUCGCCUCGCUUAAUCGUCUAGACGACUUUUACAUGGAGAAGAUCGGCGCGGGCUUCUUCUCGGAGGUGUACAAGGUUACCCACAAAGUGACGAGUCAGGUGAUGGUGCUCAAGAUGAAUCAGCUGGCGGCGAACAGGCCGAACAUGCUCAAGGAAGUUCAGCUCAUGAACAAGCUCAGCCAUCCAAACAUACUCAGAUUCAUGGGAGUGUGCGUGCACGAGGGCCAGCUGCACGCAUUAACGGAGUACAUUAACGGCGGCAGUCUGGAGCAGUUGAUCAUGUCACGGCACACACCGUUACCGCAUCUCGUUCGGAUGAACCUCGCCAGGGACGUGGCGCGCGGCAUGGCCUACCUGCACAGUCGCGGCCUCUUCCAUCGCGACCUCACGUCCAAGAACGUGCUGAUCAAAAAGGACGAGAUCAAUAACGAGAUGACCGCGGUUGUGGGCGAUUUCGGAUUGGCCGCGAAAAUACCGGAUCCCAGCACGGGUUAUCGGUUGAGCACGGUUGGUAGUCCCUACUGGAUGUCACCCGAGUGUCUGAAGGGCCAAUGGUACGAUCACAGAUCCGACGUUUUCUCGUUCGGCAUCGUCGUGUGCGAGCUGAUCGGCCGGGUGCCCGCGGAUCCGGACGUUCUGCCACGCUCGGAUAACUUUGGCCUCGAUUACCUGGCCGUGGCGGAGAUCUGCGCGGCCGCUGAUCCACCGCCUGCCUUCCUGCAGCUUGCCUUCAACUGCUGCACAUACGAACCCAAGUCAAGACCAACGUUUCCGGAAAUCACGACCAGCCUGGACACCAUGAUAGCAGCCUGCGAAGAAGAGCUUAAGACCAACAUCGGCAAACGGCAGUCGACCGUCGACUCGGCGCUGAUGUCCAGCAUGGACGAAAUCGCGCGGGAAGGACGCACUCUAAAGCGACGUACUGCGAAACUCAGGAGCCAGUCGGCGGACGCGAGAGGCUGCGACAACGCGACCCCCUCGGACAAGGCGAGGUGCCAUUCGGCCAGACGGGUGGCCGAACUCGCGAGCCGACGGGACCCGCAUUACAGACCGAUGACGGCGAAUCCGUUCCACGCGCUUGGCGGUGUCAAGAAGAUCCUCGGCGACUUGUUCUCCAGCUGUCUUGAACUACCAUCGCUGGAAGACGUGCGACCCAGCGUCACCGAUGGCGCGUGCGGCAAGUUCAAACCGGCGCAAAACGACAGCAUCGCGAAAAUUCUGGACAGAAAGAAACCGAGUUCCGAGCCGAGUAGUCCAACCGCGAGGAAAAAAUGGGAGAGAAAGGUUGCUACUAAAGUAGGCGCCGCGAGCUUGUUCGCCCAUCCGCUCUUUCGAGAUGGUUGGGAGCCGCGUAGGCGCGGCAGCUGCGAAUCCGGAUUUUGGAGCUGCGUCGGCGAGGAUCUGAGUCCGGAGCCGCCGAACAGACGACACACAUCGACCCUCAGCAGCUCGGCGGCGAGCAGUUUAUUUCUGCUGGACGAUCAUCGAACCAGCUCGAUCUACACGGACUCUUCCGAGGACAUCGCCAGUCUAGGUGGUGGCGACUCGUGCUGGGAAGACCGACUGAACGGAAUCGGCUCGUCGAGCAAAACUAUCUCGAAAAUUGUCGAGUACUUCGAGAGAAAGCAGGCGGGUAGACACGGCGAUCACGGUGACGCCGGUCCUAGCCGUCUGUCUCUGCUGCGAGCAAGUCUAGAGGGGCCCGUGCCGAUUAGCAGUAUCUCCGCCGCGCAACGGCUGGUUGUGUGCGAGGGUGCCGUGCGCAGCAAACUCGCGUUAUUCGAUAAGAAGUGAUAUUACGCGUGAUCGUACGCGCGAGUUGUCUAGCAAUUACUCACUGUUUCUCUUCAACGCGACAUCCAAAGAGCCUGUGCGUUGAAACGCGAUACCGAUCUUGGAAAGAAUUCGACAGAAACUCGUUACACGCGGCGAUAACACAUAACGAGAAUCCUGGGACAUGUUAAAAUUAUGGUAAACAGCGCGUUUUUACCGUAUUGAGCGAAUUGUUAAGCGAGUGAAGAACACAAAUGAACAGUUAACAAUAAGUUAAAGAUAAUAGUAAUCGAUCUUAUAUAUAUAUAUAUAUUGCGCAUUGAAACAUUAGAGACAAAAGAGAGGAAAGAGAGAUAAUAAUUGCCGAACGCGCGUUAGAGGUCUAUCGUAUAAUGUGAAUUAAUAGGCAGGGGAUAAUUUCAAAAUGCACGCGCGCGGCGUGCUGACGAACACUUCUCUAAAAAAAGAAAAAAAAAACCUAGCAACCUGACUGUGAUGUUUUUGAUAAUCUACAUACAAUACAUACAUUAUCGAGCUGUACGACUGAAAUUUGGUGGAGCCAUCAGCACACAGGAUUUUUUGUACGCAAACACGAAUUUCGCGUUUUCAUGUAUACUUGGGGCUACAACAAUGCGCCGUUCUAAAAGCAAAAAAAAAAAAGAGAGGACGAAGCAAUAGAGUAUUUGAUUUGAGAAUUGCGUUCGAGAUUGGCGUUCGGCGUAGCGCUAAUCGAUCCGCUCGCGAUCGAUACACCUUUUGCAGUGCCUCGCAGUUCCUAGUAGCCAUCUCCGUCCUUAUGCACACGAACCGUGGAUAUUAUCCACAAAGAAUAGCUAUUCAGGUCGAUAAACGAGAGAAUAAGGGCGACUGACUUUUUUUGUUUUUUUGUUUUUAUUUAAGUUAAUCAGACGGAUUGUCACAGAGUUGUCAAAGUUGUUUCUCUUAUCUCCUCGUUUUUAUAAUCUUUGAGUUAAAUACGUUUAAUUUGGUCAAACACUACGGCCGGGUAUUUAUUAUUAUUCACAGUGCGAGAUCUUGUAUUUAGGAUCGUCUUAUGAUCUUGAGAGAUGCUCUAUAAUUUGUUUCACAAGAGCUACAGAGCAUCUCAAAGUGAAAACUUAGGACGAUCUUAAAGAUCUUUCUAUGAGUGAGCCGACCUACGUAUGUUUUUGUCAUAUUUUUGAUCAUAAUUUUUUUCUUUUUUUUUUUGGCAAUAGCCUUUUUUUAAAUUAUACUUUUGGU
Pseudomyrmex gracilis is the source of this 5453-nucleotide messenger RNA. RefSeq names its product tyrosine-protein kinase PR2 (gene cdi). Lineage: Eukaryota; Metazoa; Arthropoda; Insecta; Hymenoptera; Formicidae. Gene Ontology annotation, biological process: protein phosphorylation; actin cytoskeleton organization. The coding region runs from base 1179 to 4232 and encodes 1017 amino acids. The record is from RefSeq and is a predicted model, not a curated record. The transcript has 6 exons. Gene Ontology annotation, molecular function: ATP binding; protein serine/threonine kinase activity. Gene Ontology annotation, cellular component: nucleus; cytoplasm.